Cladocopium goreaui is the source of this 2448-nucleotide messenger RNA. Lineage: Eukaryota; Dinophyceae; Suessiales; Symbiodiniaceae. The record is from the annotation of a GenBank genome assembly.
AUGCCGGAAAUGUUUAACCCGGCGGGCUCAGCGGCCGAGUACAUCCGCGACCUAUUCAUCCUUGUGAUUGCCAUCUGCUUCGUCAUCUUCGUUGCAGUCGGCGGGGCGCUCGUCUAUUUCAUCGUUCGCUUUCGCGACCACAACGGCUCCGACAACACAGAACCGCCCCAAAUUUACGGCAGUAAGCCCAUCGAAGUGGCCUGGACGCUUGCCCCGGCACUUACCGUAUUUGUGCUGGCGCUGGUGGUGGUUCGGUCGGUGUUCGACCUGCGAGGGCAAGAGCCAACCGCCAACGAUCAACGGGUGCGUGUGGUUGGACACCAGUGGUGGUGGGAGUUUGAGUAUCCCGAGCACGGGGUGAUUACUGCCAACGAAAUGGUGAUUCCUGCCAGCGACGAGGAACUCGACCGAAAGGUCUUCCUUCAACUCGAAUCGGCGGACGUGAUCCACAGCUUCUGGAUGCCCAAACUCGCCGGGAAAACCGAUCUCGUGCCGGGCCGAACUAACCACAUGUGGAUCGAGGCCAACAUGGUCUCACCUUAUUUUGGCCGUUGUGCUGAGUAUUGCGGAACCCAGCACGCGAACAUGCUGUUGCGGGUGGACGCGGUGUCGCAAAAAGAAUUUGAUGCCUGGAUUGCUGCCCAGAAAGAACCUGCCCGAGAAGUUGCCAGCGCGAAGCCAGGCAAAGAGCGAUUCAUGGCCCUGGCCUGCGCGAACUGCCAUACCAUCCGCGGCACACGUGCCAACGGCAAGUUUGGUCCGGACCUCACCCACUUGAUGAGCCGCAAGACCAUCGCCGCCGGGAUGGUGGAAAACAACCGUGCCAACCUUGUCCGUUGGGUAGAAGACCCGGAUGAGAUCAAACUCGGCUGUCGCAUGCCCGAUAUGCGACUCAGCGAAGCGGACGUGAAGCAAAUCGUCGAUUACCUCGCGCUGCUGAUUCGCCUGCAGCUUUGGAAGGCCGAAAACACGCUCAUCGAGCCCGAUACGUUCAAUGAGCUGUUUACCAUGCACGGGACGACGAUGAUUUUUUUCGUCGUCAUGCCCAUGAUUGCAGGGUUUGCCAACAUCUUGGUACCCCUGAUGAUCGGUUGCCGCGAUGUGGCCUUUCCCCGGCUCAAUGCCAUGGGCUUCUGGCUGUCGCUGUUCGGGGGCACUUUGCUCUACAUGAGUUACUUCACCGGCGAAGGGCUCUACGGAGCGGGUUCUGCUCCCGAUGUUGGCUGGUUUGCCUACGCUCCAUUGACCUCACCCGCGUACGCACGGGGUGGUAGCGUCGAUUACUGGAUUCUCGGCACUACGCUCACGGGUAUCGGCACGUUGACCUUCGGGGUCAACCUUAUUGCGACCAUCAUCGCCCUGCGUGCCCCCGGAAUGCGGAUGAGCAAAGUCCCGUUGUUCGUGUGGAUGAUGCUCAUCGACGCCAUCUUGAUUAUCUUUGCCUUCCCGCCACUUACGGCGGCCCAGUUCAUGCUGUUGAUCGAUCGAAAACUGGGGGCCCAUUUUUUCGACACGCAAGCCGGCGGAUCGGCCAUUCUGUGGCAGCACCUGUUCUGGUUCUUUGGCCACCCUGAGGUUUACAUCAUGGCCUUGCCGGCCUUCGGCAUUAUUUCUGAAGUGAUCCCGGUGUUUUCCCGCAAGGUGAUCUUCGGCUACACGUCGAUGGCCAUGGCAACCGCAGCGAUUGGCUUCAUCAGCAUGGGCGUCUGGGCGCACCAUAUGUUUACCGUUGGUCUCAGCGACGGAUUAGAUGCGUUCUUCUCCGCGGCCAGCUUUCUCAUCGCAGUUCCGACGGGCAUCAAGAUAUUCAACUGGACCGCCACCUUAUACGGCGGGAAACUGCAGCUACAUACACCCAUGCUGUUCGCAUUGGGUUUUCUGUCGAUGUUCCUCAUCGGCGGGCUCACCGGCAUCAUGCUGGCCGCCGUACCCGUCGAUUGGCAGGUUUCGGACAGUUACUUCCUCGUCGCUCAUUUCCAUUACGUCCUAUUCGGCGGCAGCUUGUUUGCCCUUAUGGCGGGUUUCUAUUACUGGUUCCCCAAAGUCACCGGCCGAAUGCUGGGCGAUACCCUGGGCAAAAUCCACUUCUGGCUGCUGUUCAUCGGCUUCAACCUCCUGUUCGGCCCCAUGCACAUCUCCGGUGUGUUGGGCAUGCCGCGACGUGUUUUCACUUACGAAGCUGGCAAUGGGUGGGAAAUCUGGAAUCAGAUUUCCACGGUCGGCGCGAUCAUCAUGGGCGUUGGCUUCCUGGUGUUCUUCUGGAACCUGCUGGUUUCGCUGAAAAGCGGGAAGAUCGCCGGCGACGACCCUUGGGAUGCCUGGACGCUGGAGUGGGCCACCACCUCGCCGCCAGCCUCUUAUAACUUCGAAGUGAUUCCCGAAGUCCGCAGUCGUCGACCGCUCUGGGAUUUGAAACACCCCGAAGACCCGGAUUGGAAGUAUGAGUGA